AUGACGCUGUCAUACCAUGCUCUGAUCCUGACGGGGCAGGUGGACUACCGCUUUGUGUGGGGAGGCCGGCUGAAGAGCAAGGAGCAGAUGUACGUCUUCGAGACCGUCUCCGUGUCCCUGAAUCUGAUCAUGGUGCUCUUGGCGCUCGCCCGUGGGGGCUGGCUGAACGCGUGCCCCUGCCUGCCGCCCGCCGUGCUGCGAGUCGUCUGCGGGAUCUUCUGCGCCCUCUUCGCGCUCAACACCCUGGGGAACCUUGCGGCGAAGUCGAACUUCGAGCGGGGCGUGUUCACCCCGCUGACGUUGCUGGCCUCACUGGCCUUCGCGCGCCUGGCGCUGGAGUGA
Messenger RNA from Symbiodinium natans, 342 nucleotides. The record is from the annotation of a GenBank genome assembly. NCBI's taxonomy places the organism in Eukaryota, Dinophyceae, Suessiales, Symbiodiniaceae.